AUGCAGGCGAUGUCCGUCAGGUGCAUACCCCAGAUACCGUUUGUUUGUUUUACCUAUCCCACACCAAUGCCACCAGCCCAUGAAAAGAAGCCCACGUCGCGUAUGACCUCGCGGCAUGCUGCGCUUCGCAAUAAACCGAAAAAACUGGACCCUUUAGCUUCAUCGGCAUCAUUCCAGCUUCUCUGUAAGCUCUUCGUUCCUACAAAAUACUUUAAAAAAACCGAUAAACUUACAUCCAAACAGCUAUCCACAUACCUCCCAACUAUAGUGCUGCGCCAUAGUGAUCUUAACUUUCAAUUGCAUCUUCUAUUGGCUUCAAUUGUCAACAAAUUUGUCGCGAGCUGGUAUCUCGGCAAAUUGAAAACUGAUAAUCUUGAAUUUUUGCAAUUGGUAUACAAGUGUUUGAGUGAUCUUUGUUCUGACUUGACAAGUAGGUGUUAUAGCUCUUGCGGGUCAGAUCGUCUCUAUGGGUUUAUGGACGAAAUAAUGCUAAUUCUUGAUGAGCAUGUACAACAAAUGUACCAGCUUCGAACAGAUAUACGACGCCAACAAAGUCUCAAUGUUGAGGAACGACUAGAGGAGGAUAUAGUGAGUGAAUUUCUUCGACAAAAGCAUCAAAUUUUCACAGAUCAAGAUGAAUAUUUACAAGCUUUGACUUCUCGAGUUCUCGAACUCUCGCUAUCUGAGUGUGAUAUUCAUCCUACUUCGUCUCAAUUGACAAGCACUUUUUGCACUGUCUUGGUAUCUGACACUAUACUCAAGAACCUACUCGACAAGUUUUCCCAGCCAGAAUUUCUCUCGCAAAUACUUGCCAAAAUUCUCUUGCGAGAAGAAAAUGCUGCAAAGACAAAAGAAAGUGACUCUAACACUUCACAGCUUUCUAAGUGGUACCUGGUGUACACUAGCAAAGACACAAAGUACGAUAUUGUUGGCAGUCCAUUGUGGUCGCUAGCAAAUACCAUAACAGGUAUUUCAGAUCGCAAGCCAUUACUUGCAGCCGCUUUUCAAAUUUUACGAAAACUCGCCUCAAUUCCGGCUAUAAGUCAGCUAGCUGAUUCUUGUUGCGAGUUCCUUGUUCGCAGCAAAUUGCAGGAGCUGGGUGUUUUUCUGGAACCAAGUAUAUGUUCGUGGGUGCAAAAUCUUCGACGCAUUAUUGACGACGAGGACCAGAAACCGUCUGAAAGUGUCACUCCCGAGUUCUCCAAGUACGACAUUGCUUCUGCGGUGACCUCCAGCGAGCCGGCUCGCAAAAUACCAAUUGCAAGGAUCUUGGCAUAUUCGAAUGAGUCUGAUGAAGAAAUCUAUGAAAAUGUGGUUGCAUUUAUUGAGCUUUUCAAAUACCGGGAAACCAACAAGUUGCUCUUGAUACGGAUUCUAGACGCAUUGAUAGGCCACAUUUAUCCCGAAUUGUGA
Molecule: messenger RNA, 1413 nt
Organism: Meyerozyma guilliermondii ATCC 6260
Lineage: Eukaryota; Fungi; Ascomycota; Pichiomycetes; Serinales; Debaryomycetaceae
Exons: 1
Coding region: 1-1413 (470 amino acids)
Source: RefSeq, a predicted model, not a curated record